This is a messenger RNA of Carassius auratus (goldfish), 4560 nucleotides long. RefSeq names its product glutamate receptor, ionotropic, AMPA 2b (gene gria2b). Lineage: Eukaryota; Metazoa; Chordata; Actinopteri; Cypriniformes; Cyprinidae. The transcript has 16 exons. Bases 193 to 2886 code for a protein of 897 amino acids. Gene Ontology annotation, molecular function: signaling receptor activity; ligand-gated monoatomic ion channel activity. Gene Ontology annotation, cellular component: membrane. The record is from RefSeq and is a predicted model, not a curated record. Gene Ontology annotation, biological process: monoatomic ion transport.
GAGAGAGAGAGAGAGAUCUGCAUUAUUCCUCCAGAAGCGGGACUGAGGCGGGAGUCCGCGAUAGAGGAACCACCUGCAGACAGAAGUCGCUCUCAUUCUCCAGCAACGCCUCAAUAUGUUACGGAUGUGAUUCAACACUGUAAACGACAAAUAUUUCCUUCAUACAGUGGGUGAACACACACUGUCGUGGAGAUGCAACAGUUCAAGAAUUUAUCGAUUUGUCUCAUUUCCCUUUUAUAUGGGUUGACAAUUGGAGGCUCUCCAAGUGUUCAAAUUGGGGGCUUGUUUCCGAGGGGAGCUGAUCAGGAGUACAGCGCGUUUCGGAUCGGAAUGGUUCAGUUCGGAACGGCUGAAUUUAGACUGACGCCUCACAUCGACAAUCUGGAAGUAGCAAACAGUUUCGCUGUAACUAACUGCUUCUGUUCUCAGUUCUCAAGAGGAGUUUAUGCUAUUUUUGGAUUUUAUGACAAGAAGUCAGUGAACACAAUAACGUCGUUCUGCGGGACACUGCACGUCUCCUUCAUCACACCAAGCUUUCCCUUGGACGGAAAUCAGCAGUUUAUCAUUCAGAUGCGACCAGACAUCAAAGGGCCUCUCCUGAGUCUCAUUGAGUACUACAAAUGGGACAAGUUUGCCUACCUGUACGACAGUGACCGAGGACUUACCACUCUCCAAGUUGUGCUGGACACAGCAGCAGAGAAGAAAUGGCAGGUGACCGCCAUCAAUGUGGGCAACAUGAAGGAUGACAGGAAGGAUGAAGCAUAUCGCUCACUCUUUCAGGACCUAGAAAACAAGAAGGAGCGCAGAGUGAUUCUUGACUGUGAACAGGACAAAGUUAAAGAUAUCAUGGAACAGGUCAUAACUAUCGGCAGGCAUGUGAAAGGAUAUCACUACAUCAUAGCAAACUUGGGUUUUGUGGAUGGAGAUCUUUCAAAAAUCCAAUACGGUGGAGCUAAUGUCUCAGGCUUUCAGAUUGUGGAUUUCGAUGAACCUCUGGUAUCCAAAUUUGACCAGCGCUGGGAAGCCCUGGAGGAAAAAGAAUAUCCUGGAGCAGACAACAAGAUACGGUACACUUCAGCACUGACAUAUGACGCCGUUCAGGUGAUGACUGAGGCCUUCCGUUAUCUGCACAAACAGCGAAUUGACAUCUCGCGUAGAGCUAACAAUGGAGACUGUCUGGCCAAUCCUGCUGUACCUUGGGCACAAGGGGUGGAGAUAGAGCGUGCCCUAAAACAGGUGAGAGUUGAUGGUCUCACUGGUAAUAUUCAGUUUGACCAAUACGGAAAAAGGGUGAAUUACACAGUCAAUGUCAUGGAACUGAAAAGCAAUGGACCGGUUAAGAUUGGCUAUUGGAAUGAAGUUGACAAAAUGGUUGUGACAAAGUCUGAUCUCUUCCCAAAUGAUACAAUGGGGCUGGAAAACAAGACUGUGAUCGUCACCACUAUUCUAGAAGCACCUUAUGUAAUGCUAAAGAAGAAUGCUGACCUUUUUGUGGAUAAUGAAAGAUAUGAGGGGUACUGUGUGGACUUGGCAGCUGAAAUAGCAAAACACUGUGGAUUUAAAUAUCAGCUGAAAAUAGUAGGAGAUGGCAAAUAUGGAGCCAGAGAUGCAGAGACGAAGAUCUGGAAUGGAAUGGUUGGAGAGUUGGUUUAUGGGAAAGCUGACAUAGCAGUGGCUCCACUGACUAUCACUUUAGUCAGAGAAGAAGUCAUCGACUUCUCAAAGCCAUUCAUGAGUUUGGGCAUCUCCAUCAUGAUCAAGAAGCCUCAGAAAUCCAAGCCUGGUGUUUUCUCAUUCCUGGACCCACUGGCCUAUGAGAUCUGGAUGUGUAUCGUGUUUGCCUACAUCGGCGUAAGCGUGGUGCUUUUCCUGGUCAGUCGCUUUAGUCCAUAUGAGUGGCACACAGAGGAGUAUGAGGACGGCCAGAUACAGACUAACGAGUCAACCAAUGAGUUUGGGAUUUUCAACAGCCUUUGGUUCUCUCUUGGAGCUUUUAUGAGACAGGGCUGUGAUAUUUCACCAAGGUCUCUUUCUGGUCGCAUAGUUGGAGGAGUCUGGUGGUUUUUCACUCUGAUCAUAAUUUCAUCCUACACGGCUAACUUGGCUGCCUUCCUAACAGUGGAGAGGAUGGUGUCUCCAAUUGAAAGUGCAGAAGACUUAGCAAAGCAAACAGAGAUUGCUUAUGGAACUUUAGAUUCUGGUUCAACAAAAGAGUUUUUCAGGCGAUCCAAAAUCGCUCUUUUUGACAAAAUGUGGACGUACAUGAAAAGUGCAGAGCCCUCUGUAUUUGUUAAGACGACGGCAGAAGGUGUAAUGCGGGUGAGGAAGUCCAAGGGGAAGUAUGCAUACCUGCUGGAGUCCACCAUGAAUGAGUACAUCGAGCAGCGCAAACCCUGUGACACUAUGAAGGUCGGAGGAAACCUGGACUCCAAAGGCUACGGCAUCGCCACCCCCAAAGGAUCCUCAUUAAGAAAUGCGGUUAACCUCGCAGUACUAAAACUGAAUGAACAAGGCCUGUUGGACAAAUUGAAAAACAAAUGGUGGUACGACAAGGGAGAGUGCGGCAGCGGGGGAGGUGAUUCCAAGGAGAAGACCAGCGCUCUCAGCCUGAGCAAUGUGGCUGGUGUCUUCUACAUCCUAGUGGGCGGCCUGGGGCUGGCCAUGCUGGUGGCCUUGGUCGAGUUCUGUUACAAGUCCAGAGCCGAGGCCAAGCGCAUGAAGGUGACCUUUUCGGACGCUAUGAGGAGCAAAGCGAGACUGUCUAUUACUGGAAGUACUGGCGAGAAUGGACGUGUGAUGAGUCCUGAGUUCCCCAAAGCAGUACAUGCGGUGCCCUUUGUUAGACCUGGUGUGGGAAUGAACGUCAGUCUGACUGAUCUCUCCUGAUGGAUAAGAACCUGCCGAGUGCCUUACACAAUGGUUUUCAAUAGAGCGCGUUCUAUUCUCUCUCUCCCCUAUCUCUCGCCUGAAUGGAGGACGGGGGCCUCAUUUGAUGACAUAGAGACAUAAUCCUUCCUUGGCCCUUUAUAACAAAAGAUGCACUCUUCUAUUGGAAAUACGCCGACUGACACAAAGACACUUGCAUAGCGAGCUCAUGACAUCUACCCCCGUAACGGAUAUUUUGACGACAAACUCAUAGAAGCUCUUUGUGGGAAAGAAAGAAGUUAAUAAAGUCUGUCUGUUUUCGUAGCUGACGCCGUUCCAAUGUCUAUUUCGGCUCAAGCACACUUUACCAUCGUCUGCUUCAGGAUGUGAAAUGUCUUUUUAUUAAUAAAACGAACAAAAAAAUCUCUAUGAAAAAGUAUUUUUAUGUAUUUUCACAGAAAUGGCUUUUAAAUAAACCCGCUUGCAUACCAGUUAAUUAAAGCUGUAAAUCAUAAUCUUGACAUACUUUUAAGAGCUUAGCUACUAGUUUCACAUUUUAAUGCCAAAUAUGUUGCUUAUCUUGUAAUUUAUUAGUCCUCUUCUGAUAUAUUCAUUAACAUUUUGGUGUUAAUAUGAAAUAUCUAGCAAUGCUUGACAUUUGAAAUCUGUUUGAAAAGUGGGUGCCGCAGUUAUGUUCUCUUACUUUCAUCGACUUGUUUGGAUUCAAGAAUCUGUUUGUAUUUUUUGUUUAUUAAGAAAAUCAGGGUAGUGGUUAUAAUAUUAAAAAAAUAAAAAGUGUUUACAAUAUGAACUUAAAAAGGAAAAUGUAAAAAAAAAGUACCUAUUGUAUUAUUAUUGCAUAUGUUUUGCUGUGAAAUGAAUAGAAGCAUACACAUCAACAAAAUGCUCUGUUAAAAAUGCCAAAUAAUUAAGUGUGCCAAAAUUAUUGAUAAAUAUAGUCAUAUAUUAACCUGUCCUCAAUGUGAAUGUAGUCAAUACAUUCUGUAAGUUUUGUUACUAAAUGUACAGUUGGAUGGUAUACACAGUGAUUUAUCAAGGAUUUUAUUUACAUUUUUGCUGGUUUGUUUUUACCUUAUUGCAAAUUUAGCAUUUAGACCACAGUAUGGCUUUUUUACAUUUUCACUCUGGAUCUAGAAUUAGUUUUUUCAAGAUUCCAGGAUGCAUACAUUUUUCAUAAAAGGCAAGAAAUGCUGUAUUACAGGCCAACACAUCUAUGCUUAUUCUUAAGUAUUUAUGAAACCUACUACAAGAGAACAGUUUGUUUGAUAAUGAUAAUAGUCCACAGUUUAUUAUAUCGCAGUUAAAUUACUAUUUCCUAAAAAAAGAAAUGGCAACUAUAAGAGUUAACACUUGAUAUUGCAAUAAGCCGAGAUUAAAAAAAAAAAAGAUGUCCCCAAAAGUGAGAGUACAUAUGUAAACUCAGAAAAUUAUCACAGUUAUAUACAUUUCUGUAAGAUUUUUCCCUCUUCUCACUUCAGCCUUUCUCUUCUCAGCCUUCCAUAAUAGACUGGGAGACUAGUUAAGACUUUUGUUUUUUUUUCCCUGAUAUAAUUACUAUUAGUUGAAUAAGACCAUGUUAUUUUAAGGACCGCUCUCUCUACCAUUUUGUAAAUGAAUGUGUGCCAACUUGUUUAUUUUUUGGGAUCCUUUCUAAAUAAAAGCUGACUAAUAGUC